This is a messenger RNA of Morus notabilis, 1476 nucleotides long. RefSeq names its product carboxy-terminal domain RNA polymerase II polypeptide A small phosphatase 1. NCBI's taxonomy places the organism in Eukaryota, Viridiplantae, Streptophyta, Magnoliopsida, Rosales, Moraceae. Gene Ontology annotation, molecular function: phosphoprotein phosphatase activity. The transcript has 6 exons. The record is from RefSeq and is a predicted model, not a curated record. Bases 98 to 1030 code for a protein of 310 amino acids.
GAAAGAAAAAACAAAAAACAAGAAAGAAAGUUCUGAGCGUUGUUCCUUUUUCUUCUGCCAACAAAGCACGCAUCGAAGUGAGCGUGUGAGCCUCUUAAUGGCCGAGCAGGCGGCGUCUGAUGUGUACGCGCCGCGGAGCUCAGUGCAGCAGCUAUGGCGGGCGGUGGCGAACUGGUUCGGCUUCUUCUUCGAGAUUCUUCUUCAGAUCCUCAGAGGCACUCCCUCUUGUCUCCCUCACCUCCUUUCCUUCCUUGGUCUUACCCAUCAAAAUCAUCGCCUUCUUUCUUCUUCUUCUUCUUCUUCUUGUUCGUUUAAGCCUGUGUCCGCCUCCGAGCUCUCUCUCAAUGAUUCCGACUCUUCCGUCGAAGAUGGAGUCGCCGGCGACAGUGAUCCUGGUGAGAAGCUCACGGUGGUUCUUGACUUGGAUGAGACACUUGUAUGUGCUUAUGAGACAUCUAGCUUGCCUGCCAUUGUUAAAAUUCAAGCUACGGAAGCUGGGUUGAAGUGGUUUGAGUUAGAAUGUGUGUCUUCGGACAAGGAAUGUGAUGGUAAACCAAAGAUAAGUUAUGUGACUGUGUUUGAACGACCUGGUUUGCAAGAGUUUUUGAAACAGAUCGGUGAAUUUGCUGUGCUCGUCCUAUUUACUGCUGGUCUUGAAGGCUAUGCUAGACCACUUGUUGACAGGAUAGAUGCGGAGAACCGAUUCAGCCUUCGUCUUUAUCGUCCUUCUACAGUUAGCACGGAAUAUCGAGAACAUGUGAAGGACCUGUCUAAUUUAUCAAAGGAUUUGUCUCGAGUUGUAAUCGUCGACAACAAUCCAUUUAGUUUCUUGUUACAACCCUCAAAUGGUAUACCAUGUAUUCCAUUCUCCGCUGGACAACCAUAUGAUGAUCAGCUUUUGGAAGUCCUGCUUCCACUCCUUAAACAUCUCUCCAAGCAAAAAGAUGUCAGGCCUGUGCUUUGUGAUAGAUUCCGCAUGCCAGAAUGGUUUCAAAUGCAUGGAAUUCCUGUAUUUGGUUCGCCAAUGUGAUGUUAACCAAGUUUCAAAACAGCUGGUUCUUCUCAGGCAGGUGCCUCUGGUUCUAUAUUAAGAGUUUGCGCAGAGGGUACUAUAUGUUCUUUUGAGAUUUCCUCUGGGAGAAAAAGCUUCCAGGGAGAUUCUUAACAAACCACGAAAUUUGUCAUGAAUGAGCUCAACUCUGAUUUUUUGCCCUGGCUGUAAGGAUUAAAUUGUAAGGUUUGCGAAAUAGUUAUGAAUCAAUCUUCAUGUACUCUGAAAGUGAGAUGUUUGCUUCUGAGUCUUCUCGUUGUUAUGUGAAAUCCUUCCGCUCUGAUUAGUUUUCUUCUGCCUUUUCAAACAGAAAGGUACAAGUUACAACCACAGUACGGACUUAAUAAUGGCAUUACUGAGAGGUGAUUUGUUAUGCAAGACUCUUUAGUUUCUCUUGGAUAUAUUUGCUAUGCUACAUUUAUUCA